AUGAGUGAAGUUGACGAUAGGCCAGCAGGUUUUAUGAUGAAUGCAUCAGACUCCCAGGGGAGAGGUGCAACUCAGGUCCCUGCUGUAACAGUUGGCAGCUUUUGUAAGCAACUCAGUUUUUUUCCUCUUUUCUCUUACAACUUCUCUUUUAAUUUUGACCUCUCUUUUCUUUUACCACCUCUCUUCUCUUCAUUCUCUAUUUUCUUUUUCAACCACUCUCUUUCCUUUGUUCUCUCUUUUUCUCUAUUUUCUCUUACAACCUCACUUUCAUUUUUCCUUUUAUAUUUUUUUUCUUCUUUCCAUCAUUUUUUCUUCUUGGUUUUCAUUUUCACCAUAAUUUUUGUUUUUCCCUUUUCCAUCAUUUUUCCAUUUUUUUUAUUUUUUUUCUAUCUUUUUUUCCUCUCUUUUUUUCCAUUUUUUUCUUCUUUUCUUCUUCCAGCUCACAUUAGUCAGAACAUAAUUUCUUUCUCCUCAAUCGUUCUCCCUUCUUUUCUUAUUCAUUCUCUCUCAAUUUCUUCUUUCCAUCUUUCUGUUUUCCCUUCUUCCUCUUCUAUCACUCUCACUCUCUUUCUUUUCUCUCCUCUAUUUCUCCAUCCUUCAUUUCCAUUUCCUAUUAAUACUUUAGUACACUUCUUCAACACUUCCACUCCUCUCACUCUCUCUUUAUCUAUUUUCUUCACUUUCACUGGCAUUUCUCAAGCUUCCUAUUCUUCAGUUCUCUCUCUCUCUCUUAUUUUCUUACUUUUACUCUUUCUCUUUUCCACACAUCUCUCUUUCUCUUUCUUCCAUUUUCUCACUUUUACUCUUUCUCUUUUCUACACAUCUUUAUCUCUCUCUCUUUCUUCCAUUAACUCACUUUUACUCUUUCUCUUUUCCACACUUCUCUCUCUCUCUUCCAUUUUCUCACUUUUACUCUUUCUCUUUUCUACACAUCUCUCUCAUUCUCUCUCUCUUCCCCUUUGUCACUUUUCUUUUUCCUCUCCCACCUCUUCAAAUAGACAUAUAUGUUAUGAUCUUCAGCGCCACAUUGACAUGUUUUCCUCUGUUUUUUUCACAGUCAGACUUUUCACCUGCAAUUUAAUCCAUUCUCUGAGCCAAAUUACAACUACAGAAAAUAAACUGAAUAGAGAGUAUAAAGACGAGCACAUCUUGACGGUCACAGUCCGAGACAAUGGUGUCCCAAAUCUCAGCUCAUCUACUCAGGUUGUCAUCCACGUCGAGGAUGAGAACGACCACGCACCAGAGUUCAUUAGCAGUCCAUACCGCCUGCAGGUGCCCGCCUCCGUCAAGGGCUCAGCCUUGUUCCGAAUCAUGGCCAAGGACAUUGAUGUCGGCAGCAACGCCGAGAUCAUUUACAGUAUCAAGCGGAAGAAGCAAUAUGACUUUUCCAUUGAUCCAGACACGGGAAUUAUUUCCUGCGAGAAGGACCUCAAGGCAGGAUCGGAAUAUGAUUUUGUUGUGAAGGCAACAGACAAGGGCGUUCCUCCCAAGAAGUCAUCGGCCAAAGUCAAGAUCAAGGUUGUGAAUGUCAAGAAAUAUUCGCCCAAACCGCCGGCGUUCAACAAAAAAUACAUUACGGAGGAAGUAAUGGAGAACGAUGAAGUAGGCAAAUGGAUCGUGUUGGUGCAAGCUUUUGAUCCUGAUAGAGAUAAGAUUUGGUACUCUAUUGUUGAUGGAAACGAAGAUCACAAAUUUAGCAUUCGCCCAGAGGAUGGCUUGAUAUUUGUGGCGCGGACUCUAGACAGCGAGACCCAAGAUCAUUAUAAUAUCACCAUAAGGGCCACAGAUGGAAUACAUCAAGACUUUGCCUGGUUGUACAUCAAAGUUCUAAAUGUGAAUGACAACCCACCGAUAUUUACCCAGAAAGAAUAUAUCGGAGAGGUCUAUGAGUCUGCCGCUAUUGGUAAAACAGUGCUGCAGGUAUCAGCAACUGACCGUGACACAGGGCGUCUCUUUUAUUCGGUUGCCUCGGCCACAAAUUCAGCUAGUAAACGAAAAUUCCAUAUAGAUUCGGAAAAUGGUAUUAUCAAGGUAAAUGAGAAGUUAGAUCGAGAAGCUCUUGCCCGCCAUGAAUUAGUAGUAAUGGUCAGGGACCAAGGUUUACCAUUAAAACGAAAUAUGUGCAGAGUGAUCAUCAAGGUAUUGGACAACAAUGACCAUAAGCCAGAAUUCCUCUCAGAUAUCUUUGAAGGAAGGGUAUUUGAGACCGCCGCAAUUGGAACAUCAAUCCUCCAGGUAGUGGCUGCUGAUCAAGACAAGGGUAAAAAUGCUGAGAUUCGUUACAGUAUUAUCUCAGGUAAUGUUGGUAGAACGUUCUCCAUAGAUGAAACCAUGGGAACUAUUUCGGUGGCCAAAGGACUUGACCGCGAAGGUCAAUCAGAAUAUCUAAUGACUGUUUUAGCGUCAGAUUUUGGAGUACCGUCCUUGUCCAGCACAGGGACAGUUCGUAUAUUUGUAACCGUUUCAAACAAUGCGCCACCAAAAUUUCCCCAAAAUGAAUAUGUCGCUGAGAUUUCCGAAAAUGAACCAAUAGGAGUGAUUGUCACAAGUAUUCGGGCCGAUAGCCGAUCUUCGGUUGUUUAUAAAAUUACAAACGGGAACUUGAAUGAUAUGUUUAUGGUCAAUCCUAAUUCUGGAGUGGUGUCCACGAACAAAGUCUGCGACUACGAGCAACAGAGUUUUUACAAUCUGACCAUUACGGCCACCAAUAUAAUUGGGCGGUCAGCCAAUUGUUUGGUGCUAAUUCAUAUCAUUGAUAAGAAUGACAACAAUCCCGUCUUUGAGAAAGAGAACCACUUUGGCAUGAUCAUUGAAAUGGCCCCCAUUGGUAGUAUCGUUCUGAACGAGGUUAAAUCCCCACUGGUUAUUCGAGCUGUGGACAAAGACACUGGUGUAAAUUCGUUAAUCCAGUACGAGAUAAUUGAACAGAAAAUGACAAAUUUCUUCUCUGUUGAUAUUAGUACCGGCGCUGUCCGCACAGCAACACUGCUAGACCAUGAAAACAUAACUGAUUACGAGUUCACAGUUCGAGCCUAUGACAUGGGGAGACCUCGCUUGCUGACAAUGGAGCCAGCAAUGGUCAAAAUCCAUAUUCUAGACACAAACGAUUCUCCACCGGAAUUCUCUCAAGAGUUCUACAAUGUCACACUCCUGUUACCAACUUUUAAAGAGGUAGCGGUGUUUACGCUUAAUGCAACAGAUCCUGACACAGAAGUCAACAGCGUUUUAAUUUACAGUAUCGUCAGCGGAAAUGAGGACGGCAAGUUCGAGAUUGAACCCCGGACUGGCAUCAUAUUGGUCAUCAAUGACACUGACAUUGACAGCCAAUACAAUUUGACGGCCAGUGUCACCGACGGUAAACAUGAAACGUUUGUCGAGGUUUUCAUCAGCGUACAACGGAGCGACGAGACGGGUUUGGUGUUCACGAAAAGUGAGUACCUAGUUGACGUCCAAGAAAACAUUGUCACCAAUCAAUCACUGCUCGUCCUCCAGUUGACAGGCCUCGCGCUAAACGAGCACGUCACCUUUGACUUGCUCAAUCCAAACGACAUGUUCACUAUUGGACGAACAUCUGGUGUUCUUCAUACUGUUGGCAGACCGUUUGACCGAGAAACAAGAUCAAGCUACAAGUUGGUAGUAGAAGCUAAAGAUUCAUCUCUUCAACCACGGUUUGCCCGGACCAUUGUUCACGUAAAAAUUACAGACGUUAAUGACAACCAACCUAUUUUUGUGAACCAGCCGUAUAAUUCAGUUAUCUCUGUUGAAUCAAAAGUUGGAGAUGUCGUUAAAAGGGUUUCUGCAGUCGAUAAGGACGAGGGAAAGAAUCGAAAACUUCGCUAUCGCAUAACUAGUGGAAAUAGAGAGGGUUUGUUUUCAAUUGAACCCCAAACUGGACGGAUCCUGGUUAAGAAGGACUUAACUGAUUUUGAAAAUAAGGACUUUCAACUUACAGUAGAAGCAAGAGACGACGGCGAACCUAUGCUGUUUGCACGUAGCAAAGUUCCAAUAAAAGUGAUAACCAAAGCCACACCACUUUUUGAGAAACAAUUCUACAAUGUCACUAUACCAGAAAACAUUGAGUUACACACUCCGAUUCUGAGCCUUCAAGCUCUCAGCCCCAACGGUCAAAAACUGGUUUACUCCAUUACAAAUGGUGACAUUUUCAAUGAGUUUACAGUUGACUUCAAUACAGACAUGAAUGUUCUAGGGCCAUGUAUACUUUCUGUGGUUGACACUCUUGACUAUGAAAAGAUCAGUCGUUACAAUCUGACCAUCCAAGCGGCUGACGUCAUUACCGGAACAUUUAUGGAAACAUCGGUCUCCAUUAACUUAUUGGAUAUCAAUGACUGCCGACCAAAUUUUCUGAGUGAAAAAUACAUUGUGUCAGUUUCAGAGGCAAUUUUAGUUGGUUCCUCUGUGACCAAAGUUGAAGCAAAAGACGAUGACAUUGGGGUCAAUCAGAUGAUCCACUACAAGUUAGCUCCAGCAGAAGGCAAAGAUGACGACAGAAAAUAUUUCCAGAUUGAUCCCAAGACAGGUGUGAUUCAGACCAAACUCUUGCUUGAUCACGAGGUGAAACCUGUUUACUACGUUGCGGCAGUUGGCACUGACAGCGGCAUACCACCGCUCAGCUCUUCUGUUUUAGUCAGUAUCAAUGUACUCGAUUUGAACGACAACGCCCCGCAAUUCCCGCAGUAUUACUAUGAUGUGGUCAUCUCCGAUCAGGCAAGCAGGGGUCAGUUUGUCACAAAGCUGCUUGCUUCAGACAAGGACAGUUUCAGUGAGAAUUCUUUGGUGUAUGCUAUUGCGGGCGGUAACAACAGACAAACAUUCCAAAUCCACCCAGAGACCGGUGUUCUUAGUCUCUCUCACAAUCGUCAACCAAGUUUGCAGCCUUUUUACAAUUUGAAUAUAUCUGUCAAUGACGGAGUGUUUACUAGUUACACGCGAGUGCGUGUAAGUGUACGUAGUAGCAACCAUUACCCACCUGUAUUCACGUCAGACGUCUAUGAGUAUCGGUUCCAAGAGAAUUAUGCCGUAGAAAUGUUGGUCGGCACAGUAACAGCUAUGGACAAGGAUACUGGAUAUUACAGUAUGCUUAAUUAUUCAAUAACAAGCCAAGUUGCCUUGAAAUAUUUCCGUAUUGAUGCUGACACGGGUGAGAUAUUCUCCUUAAUUCAAUUCGACCGUGAAAAGGUGUCCGAUUAUUACAUCCCUGUCGCAGCACAAGAUAACGGAGGAAGGAUGGGCUUCACUACGGUGCACGUACGCAUCACAGAUCAGAACGACAACCUACCUCAGUUUACGAUGCAUGACUAUAAGGCUUGCAUUUACGCUAAUGCAACAGAAGGUUCAGAAAUUAUACAGGUAUGUUUUCCAUGCAAAUUUCAUAUCUACAGGGUGAUUAAAAAGUAA
Acanthosepion pharaonis is the source of this 5415-nucleotide messenger RNA. NCBI's taxonomy places the organism in Eukaryota, Metazoa, Mollusca, Cephalopoda, Sepiida, Sepiidae. The record is from the annotation of a GenBank genome assembly.